AUGCGAUGCGCGAGCAAGGCCGCCGAGAGCGCAUCCGCACGUCUCUGUGCGGACGCCGAAGCAGAAACCACAGCAACUGAUGUCUCAUCGGUUGCUGAAGCGACCCAGCCUGUGUCACUUGGUGAUGCAGGCGCUGGUCAUGAAGACACUCGUGUCUUCACAGAGUACGAGCUCGGUGUCUCGUACUCUCCUGAUACGGAAGACGGAUCCGUAUCGACGGCGAUCGAAUCCGAGCCGCCUGCCAAGCGUGGCAUGGACGAUGCUUUGCGUCGCAGCAUCUUUGGUUCAUCUGAUGAAUCAGAUGAACCAUCGCCGAAGCGAAGGCGCUCGAGGUCGCGAGACUCGGGCGCUAACAGUGGUGUCGGUUCUCCUAUGGACACCACUUUGCAACGAGGUGCCAGUACUUCUGUCGGCACGUCGCAGGAAGAGCGGGACCGCAAUGUGUUGCGUCUCGCUCCUGAAAAGAAGGCAUGGAUGUCUCCUAAAUCUGUCAUGGGAUCAUUUGUCGGCGACGACGAGUGA
Molecule: messenger RNA, 522 nt
Organism: Peronospora matthiolae
Lineage: Eukaryota; Oomycota; Peronosporomycetes; Peronosporales; Peronosporaceae
Source: the annotation of a GenBank genome assembly